CUGAAAAAAAAGCGCCCUUUCGCCCUCUAAUUUCCAGCCCCCUUCUCUGCGCCUCACCAGCAAAACAAUCAACAGCUGAGGCUGCAAGGUGGAAAUUUUUAGUCGGUAGGGCUAAUCUCGCCCUGUCUUUCUCAUCGAAGGAUCUGGUCUUAGUCCGGACAUAGCCAAACGCAGUGACCGAACAAACAUAUACACACACAUAAGCGCGCAGACAACAUGGCAAAGUCCAGCCUCUCCAUCAGCUACUAUGCUUUUACGGCGCUUCAUCUCGCAUGUUUUGCCCUGGCAAUCACCGUCUGCGGCCUUUACGGCACCGACCUACAGCGGGCGAAGCACUUUGAUGAUUACACCAAAUCCAAGUGGGUCUAUGCCGUCGUUGUCGGCGCUUUGACAGCGGCUACGUGUGCCCUUUACUUUAUCCCUCUCAUCAUAGAAGCCGCCGGGAUAUUCAUCGCCGUUUGGGAUUUAAUCCUGUUCAUCCUGUGGAUCACUCUGUUUGGCGUCUUCGGAAAGCUUUACAUCAACGAAAACGCCCAUGGAAACGGAGACGUCGAACGCAUGAAGCACGCCGUGUGGGUAGACUUGACCAGUGCGCUCCUCUGGCUGAUUGCGACUGUCGCCGCUUCCGCAUACUGGUUGAAACAUCGCAAUACUCGCACCCGUUUCACCGGCCGGGCCAAGGUCUAGCCUUCCCUGUUGCACUUCACAGCUAUCCUUGCAAGCGAGAAGAGGAAGCAGGAGAAGGAAGCAGAGCAGGAUACACACGCGACAGGGAGGAUCUGACGCUGUUAAGCGAGCAGAAGAAGGAUGGGUAGCCUCGACAUGCGCGUAUAUCCACAAACGGCAGGAAAGGCGUUCAUCUGCGGCAAUUUGGCGGUUCGAUUGAGAUAUCUGAUAUCUGAGGGCGGUACGGGUAAAAUGGAGGAUAUGGAUGACAUGGUAAUAAU
Molecule: messenger RNA, 947 nt
Organism: Trichoderma harzianum CBS 226.95
Lineage: Eukaryota; Fungi; Ascomycota; Sordariomycetes; Hypocreales; Hypocreaceae
Exons: 4
Coding region: 217-687 (156 amino acids)
Source: RefSeq, a predicted model, not a curated record